AUGAGGUACAUGGCUGACAGUAAAGAUGGAACUGAUGAUGACGAUGAGAUCAAUGUUGGAAAUGAGUCUGACGAAGAAUGUCCCGGGGGGAUUUUUAAUGACGACCAAGAAUGUGGGGAUUGGGGUACAUAUUGGGCAGUAAACCGAGACAACAUUAAUAAUGAAGCUGAAAACAAUGGAAGUGAUUUUGCCGAAAGUGACGAUGGGUUAGUAACACCAUCAAGUAGUGACAAGGAUGACCUCAAGAUUAGGAGCAAUCACGAGGAUCUCAAAUUUGUAGUUUGUAUUCAUUUUACUACUAGAGAUCAAGUGAGGAAUGUUGUACAACAGUGGGCACUCUUGAAUGGACACAAUAUGGGGUGGGGUAGGAGUGCUUCUGAUAGGGUAGAGGCUAUUUGUAGCGGUGAUUGUAGUUGGUGGCUCUACGCAUCGAGGAUAGGUGGUGAGAAAACAUUUCGGAUAAGAAGCGUGGAGGAUUACCAUACUUGUCCAAGAGCCAUGAUUAAUAGGCAAGCUACGGCAGAAUGGGUUGCAAAAGACUUUAUUCAGAAGUUUCGGAGAAAUCCCAUGUAUGCACCCAAAGAUAUAAUGCUUGACAUCAAGGAGAAAUAUAAUGGCUUAAUUGUCUCACGAUUAACCUGCUAUAAAGCAAGGGACAUAGCCAUGGAGAUUACUAGGGGGUCUCUUGAAAGCCAUUAUGCAACGUUUAGAUCGUAUGAUACUGAGUUGAAAAGGGUUGAUAGGGAGGGACUGUUUAGGUUUUAUUUCAUUCAUAAUCCAGACAAUGGGGCUCCCAUAUUUCAGAGAUAUUAUGUGGGAUUUUCGGGCCUAAAGAAGGUUGUUGGAGCGCUACUUAGCGCGGUUGCACGUGACGGGAAUAACCAUAUGUAUCCAUUUGUCUGGGCCAUAGUUGAAGCUGAAAAUAAAGAAACGUGGACUUGGUUUAUACAACUAUUAAUGGAUGAUCUAGGCUAUGAUGAUGGAUUUGGGUUGUCAUUGCACAAAAACUGUGCACGCCACAUUUAUGCCAAUUGGAAGAAGAAUCAUAAGGGCCCCGAGCUGAAAAGGAUUUUCUGGAAUGUUGUGAAUGCUACAAAUGAGUUCGAGUAUGAGGCGCACCUCAAAAUGUUAGAAAAAGAAAGUCCAUUGGGACAUACAAAUUUAAUUAAGCAAAGACCAACUGUUUUUUGUAAGGCAUUUGUGAGAAUGAGGCCAUUGUGUGAUGUAAUAACCAGUAAUUUGGUGGAGACUUUUAAUGGAUACAUUUGCAAGGCUCGACAGUUGCAAGUCGUCCAUAUGCUUGAAGAGAUUCGAACAACAUUAAUGGAACGAAUAUACACAAAGAAUGAAUUAAUGUUGAAGCAUCAUGAGGAUCUUUGUCCUGGAAUUAGACAGAAGAAAAGAAUAGAAGGCACAAGGUUUUGUAAUGUGACACCAGCAGUGGACUCAUUUCAAGUGAAAUGUUUUGAUUUUCAGUUUUUCGUUCACCUCACAGACAGAACAUGCUCCUGUAGAGCUUGGCAAUUAACUGGCAUACCGUGUUGUCACGCAAUUUCCUGCAUCACUUUCAUGCGACACAAUGUCAUGAACUAUGUCGAUAACUGUUAUAAGAGAGCACAGUACUUAAAGGCGUAUGAGUUUUCUCUCCAGCCUAUUAAUGGACCGAACAUGUGGCCAUAUGCGCAAGGAUUUCCUAUAAUACCGCCUCCAUAUAGGAAAAUGUCGGGGCGACCAAAGAAAAAUUGA
Mercurialis annua (annual mercury) is the source of this 1746-nucleotide messenger RNA. RefSeq lists its product as uncharacterized. Gene Ontology annotation, molecular function: zinc ion binding. Lineage: Eukaryota; Viridiplantae; Streptophyta; Magnoliopsida; Malpighiales; Euphorbiaceae. The record is from RefSeq and is a predicted model, not a curated record. The transcript is spliced from 6 exons. The coding region runs from base 1 to 1746 and encodes 581 amino acids.